Messenger RNA from Chroicocephalus ridibundus (black-headed gull), 1061 nucleotides. It is a transcript of the gene TMEM41A, whose product is annotated as transmembrane protein 41A. The record is from RefSeq and is a predicted model, not a curated record. NCBI's taxonomy places the organism in Eukaryota, Metazoa, Chordata, Aves, Charadriiformes, Laridae. The coding region runs from base 62 to 835 and encodes 257 amino acids. The transcript is spliced from 5 exons.
CCCUCAGCACCGCCCGCCCCGCCCCGCGCCUGCGCCGCCCGCGGCGGGGCCCCAUCGCGGGAUGUGGCGGCGUUUGGCCGGGCUGCUGCUCGCCUUCGCGGCCGCCACGGUCGCCCUGUGGCUCCUGUCGGCCCGGCUGAGCGCGGGUCAGGCGGGCAGGCCGCUGCGGUUCCCGUCAGACCUAGAGGAGCUGCGGGAGCUGGCCGAGGCCCUGCGGGACUACGAGAGGCAGCACCGGGGAGCGGCGCUGGCCCUUUUCUGCGCCGCCUACCUCUACAAGCAGAGCUUCGCCAUCCCCGGCUCCAGCCUGCUGAACGUUCUGGCCGGGGCGCUCUUCGGACCCUGGACCGGGCUGGUGCUGUGCUCCGCCCUGACAUCGGUGGGAGCCACCUUCUGCUACCUCCUCUCCGGCGCCUUCGGGAAGCAGUUCGUCGUCUACUACUUUCCUGAUAAAGUGGCUCUGCUGCAAAGAAAGGUAGAAGAGAACAGGAGCUCCUUAUUUUUCUUCUUGUUGUUCCUGAGGCUGUUCCCCAUGACACCAAACUGGUUUCUGAAUCUCUCAGCUCCCAUUUUAAACAUCCCUGUGUCCCAGUUCUUCUUCUCCGUUCUCAUCGGUCUUACACCGUAUAAUUUCAUCUGCGUGCAGACAGGAGCCAUUCUGUCACAGAUCACCUCUUUGGAUGCCAUUUUCUCCUGGGACACGCUGCUCAAACUGCUUGCAAUGGCUGUGGCAGCAUUGAUACCAGGGACCCUCAUCAAGAAAUACAGCACGAAGCACUUGAAGCUGGAUGAAGACAAGCAUGCUCAGUUGCUCAAUGGCAAAAAGAGCUUGUGAUGGCUCAGGUGCCCCAGAUGUUGGGGGACUGCCUCGCAAAUGCUGCAGGUCUCUUCCUGUGGGUUAUAUUCUGCAUGCUCUGUGCCACCGUGGACCAAGGACAAUUGCGGUUUUUAAUCGUUCUUCUCAUCUAAGAGGAGGUGUAAGGUUUUUAUUUUUAAUGAAUGUUUAACUGUGCGUGUAUCUGCACGAAGAGCGCUAUACGGGGGCUUUGUGAACACUUGAA